AACAUGGCGGAGUCUACUCGGGUCAUGUGACCACUCGCUCUCCACCGCUGAUCCCAGCUCGUAAGUAGACGUUGGUUUUAGUGCUUUGCCAGUCUCUACUAUGGCGGUUUAACGUCUCUGAUGGGCGGGGCUCGGGUCGCGUAUUGUUUUUGAAGCUCCUAACCAUAGGCUUUCUGGAAGUUUCUGGACGGGAGAGGGAGGAGAGGACCGGAGACCGGGACACAGGAGACCCGGGAGGUGCGGACAUGUUCGGUUGUCUGGUGGCCGGGCGGCUGGUGCAGACAGAUGCCCAGCAGGUAGCAGAGGAUAAGUUUGUCUUUAACCUGCCUGACUAUGACAGCAUCAACCAUGUGGUGGUUUUCAUGCUUGGAACUAUCCCCUUCCCAGAGAGAAUGGGGGGAUCUGUGUACAUCUCGUACCCGGAUCACAGCGGCAUGCCUGUCUGGCAGCUACUCGGAUUCAUUACAAAUGAAAAACCCAGUGCAAUAUUCAAGAUCUCCGGCUUGAAGUCUGGAGAGGGGACGCAGCACCCGUUUGGAGCGAUGAGUUUACCGCAGACUCCUUCAGUAGCGCAGAUCGGAAUCUCUGUGGAGCUUUUGGAGCAGUUGGCACAGCAGACUCCAGUAGCCAAUGCCGCGGUGUCAAAUGUGGACUCGUUCACCCAGUUCACUCAGAAAAUGCUGGACAACUUCUAUAACUUCGCUUCAUCGUUCGCUGUGACUCAGGCGCAGAUGACCCCGAACCCAACAGAAGUCUUCAUACCAUCCAAUGUGGUUCUGAAAUGGUACGAGAACUUUCAGCGGCGUCUAGCACAGAACCCCUUCUUCUGGAAAACGUAAACAGGAGACGUUCACGCCCGGCAACUCUCUACGACAUUUUGUGCCUCUUCUUAACACUUUAUUUGCUGGAUAAAACCCUUCUUCAUUCUCUCCGGCAGAAUGUGUUUUUGAAGCCCUUGGGCACGAUGGUAUCUACUCUUGCUGCAGAUAUCAGAUGAUGAGGAUAUCGGUGGUUUGGGCUCUGGCAGCUGAGGCUCUGAAAGUUCAUAAAAUCGGGGCCCGACCCUAUCUCUUUAUUCAAUAAGUAUCUUACGUAACCUGUUUUAAGGUUCUUUGCUAAACGAAUGUGCUGUAUUUCACCUUUUGCCAGAAUUUUAUUUUUUUUUAUUCAUUUUUUUUUUUUUUUUUUU
Hyla sarda is the source of this 1189-nucleotide messenger RNA. RefSeq names its product heat shock protein nuclear import factor hikeshi (gene HIKESHI). Lineage: Eukaryota; Metazoa; Chordata; Amphibia; Anura; Hylidae. Gene Ontology annotation, biological process: protein import into nucleus. The transcript has 5 exons. Bases 246 to 839 code for a protein of 197 amino acids. Gene Ontology annotation, cellular component: nucleus; cytosol. Gene Ontology annotation, molecular function: nuclear import signal receptor activity; Hsp70 protein binding. The record is from RefSeq and is a predicted model, not a curated record.